This is a messenger RNA of Salvia hispanica, 1414 nucleotides long. RefSeq lists its product as uncharacterized. NCBI's taxonomy places the organism in Eukaryota, Viridiplantae, Streptophyta, Magnoliopsida, Lamiales, Lamiaceae. The record is from RefSeq and is a predicted model, not a curated record.
GUUCCCGGCGAUUUUCCCAUAAUUUUACUCCCACCGCAAAUUAGGAGAAUUGCGAGAGAAAGUAUAUGAGCAAACAAACCCUUGUGUGCUUCAAAUUUCGAGAAAUUGAAGCUCCGAGAUCUCCCAGACUGUGUGUGUUUUGUAUGUGUGCGAGAUCGUGAAAAACAAAUCUUCAUGGCUAUGGGGACGGAACGAUCCAAGGCGUUGCACAAUUUCACGAUGCCGUGCGGCCUCCGCUGGGGCAAUCACCGGAUCCUCCGCUGCAUGAGGGUCAACUCCGACGCCCAAACCUCCCCCCUCCGCCGCCACUCCGAUCACCACCCAAUCCAGCAGCGCCGCACCACCAGGGAGCGCAAUAAGGACGACUUUCUCAACGAAUCGCCCAAAACGUGCGCCCGUGGAUUCUCCGAGGACGCCGACAACGGGAUUGCCGCCACCAGGGAGAAAGUCAUGCUCGAUCUCCAGACGGCGGCGGAUAAGAUGAAGGAUGCGAUCUUCAAGGACGGCCUCGAGGAAGGGGAGGUCGCCGCCGCCUCCCUGCCUCCUGCCGAGGCCGAGGGUUACUGCCCCUGGAAUUUGAGGACGCGCCGCGCCGCGCCGGGAAGGAGCAGUGGCGACUCCGCCGCCGAUGUCGGCGGCGGGAAGAGUUUCAGGACGGAUUUGCCGCGGCCGGCUGGAUCCUCUCAGAUUCGGUCAGGGCAGAAAUCGCCGAUGCGUAAGAGUGACGACGGCGGUGCGGCGGCGGCGAGCGGGAAGAAGAGAGAGCGGGAGAAGUUCUCAGUGGCGCUAUCGAAGCGAGACAUCGAGGAGGAUUUCUACGCGAUGGUAGGUCACCGGCCGCCCCGUAGACCGAAGAAGAGGCCGAGGAUUGUUCAGAAGCAAUUGGAUACCUUAUUUCCGGGAUUGUGGCUGACGGAAGUUACAACAGACAUGUACAAGGUUAUUGAAGCUGCCCCUCAUUAGUUUUUCAACGGAGAUAGGAUUGUUCUUGCUCGUUACUGAUAUAGAGGCUUAUUGCACCAGCAUUGUUCAAUCGGGGUUGGCGCCAAGUGCCGAAAUUCCUCGUGCUGUUGAAGGGAAAGGUUUACAGCUGCUUUGCUUUAGGGAUUCUGAUUUUUGCUUCUUUCACUGGUUAUAAUUGUUCAUAUAUAUGUUUCUCUUUUUUCAUGGAAUAAAGUUCAUUCAUAUAGUGGAAAAGUAAGUUAGGGAUUUUUUUUCUUUCUACUUUCUCUCAAUUGGAACUCCUGUCCUUUAUGUCUGAUAUAUCCAACCUUAAAAUUCUCAUUUUUAACAAACUGCGAGCACUGUUUACUGUCUUUUUGUACUUGGUGAUGAUAGCUGUGAUUUCUGCACAUAGUUUCUCGGGUUGAUUAUUAAAUUUAUCAGAAAUAUAAUGGUAUGUUGGUUUCUGUUA